Molecule: messenger RNA, 4588 nt
Organism: Amphibalanus amphitrite
Lineage: Eukaryota; Metazoa; Arthropoda; Thecostraca; Balanomorpha; Balanidae
Exons: 9
Coding region: 1-3987 (1328 amino acids)
Biological process (GO): transmembrane transport; proteolysis
Cellular component (GO): membrane
Molecular function (GO): serine-type endopeptidase activity; transmembrane transporter activity
Source: RefSeq, a predicted model, not a curated record
AUGGCCGACGGCUCACUGAGGAAGGAAGCACGCCUCUUCGAAGAUCUCAUGUUGCUGGCAGGCGGCAAGGGCCGCUGGGAACCGUGCCGCCGCUGGCUGUACGACUCCAACUACACCGGCUCCUCGGUGGUCACCCAGUGGGACCUGGUGUGCGAGCGGCGUCCGCUGCUCUCCAUGGGCCAGUCCAUUCUCCAAUUUGGAGGAGUGGUUGGCGCGAUGCUGGCCGGGUUUUUCAGCGACAGGUUUGGCAGGAAAAUUGUUCAACACACCAUGAUCUCAAUGUUCGUAUCAGGAUCGUUCCUCUCGGCUGUUAGUAGCCGAUACGAACUGUUCCUGCUGUCACGAUUCAUCACGGGUAUCGGCAUGACGGGCAGCAUCAGCUGCUGUGUCGUGCUAGUCAUGGAGCUGAUCGCCCUCGAGUGGCGGGUGUGGGCCGGCCAGCUGCUGACGCUGCCGCUGCCGCUGGGCGAGAUGCUGCUCGCGGCAGCAGCGUACAAGUUAUGCGUCUGGUGGCACCUGCAGCUCGCCCUGUCGGCUCCUAUGCUCAUCUUCGUCCUCAGCUUCUGGCUGGUGCCCGAGUCGCCACGCUGGCUGUUUGUGCAGGGCCGUGACACGGAGCUGCUGCGAGUCCUGGCAGCCAUCGCGCGUGUCAACGGCCGCCAGCUUCCCGAAGAGAGUCAGAUGAUGAAAAUGCUGGAGGAUGUUCGUCACUGUGAGAUGGGCGUUCAGAAGACCGCUUCUGAAACAUCGCAGCUCUGGCGCUCUCCUCUUCUUCGCAGGUGGAUUCUGGCCACCUGUUUCUGCUGGGCGGGCUUUAACGCUGCCUACUACGGCUUGUCGUUCGGCAUGACCCAGCUGAGCGAGAGCCGAUUCGUGUCCGGCGUGCUGUCAGGCCUGGUGGCGGUUCCCGGCUCCUUCCUGUCCCCGCUGAUUGACCGGCUCGGUCGCCGUCCGGUCACCUCCGUCUUGUUCCUCCUCACUGGCGUGUUCAUGAUGCUCGUCCUUAUCAACGACGACGCUACUCUGAUGCUGGUGCUGGGCCUUGCCGGUAAGCUGUUCAUCUCUGGGGUCCAGAGUGUGUUGUGUUUCUACACACCGGAGUAUAUCCCCACCUCUGUCCGUGCCGUCGGCUAUGGACUCGCGGACCUCAGCGCGCGGUUCGGGGCGAUGGUGGCCCCGUUUGUGGUUGACCUGAUCGGGGAUCUGCACGACAAGGCGCCGUCGCUGACGUUCGGCGCGUGGAGCCUGCUGGCCGGCCUGGCGUCGCUGCUGCUUCCCGAGACCACGGGCCGGCCGCUGCCGGAGACGGUAGCCCAGCUGGAGGCGGGCAUCUUGGACCGGCCCCAGGGCGACAGCGAUACAACCGAGCCAGACGCCAAGGACGGCGGCCGUGCCACCGGAACAGCGCCGGAUGUUCUGCGUGAUGCGACUUCAACUAAGGAGGAAGGGACAGCUGCUAGCAUAGAAAUAACCAAAUUGGUGAUGCGGCUGCUGCUGGUGCUGGUGCCGCUGCUGCUGGCUGGCCGGUGCGCCGGCGGGCCGCUGGUGCUGCCCUCCGGCGGCGUGUCGCCGUCCCGCCAGGUGGCGCCUAGCCAGGGCAUCCUGGGCGAGCUGCAGCAGCUGUUCAGGGAGGCGGCCGCCGGCCAGCAGCAGGCAGAGUACGGCGACGCCCGCGAGGAGCUUGAGCAGAUGGUGGCCAGCCUGGACCAGCUGGCGGCCGUGGUGCCGCUCGGCCAGCAGGACGCGCCCGGCAGUGAGUCGGUGACGGUGUCCACCACCACAGAGGAGCCGGCCAACGUGCCCAUCAUCGACCCAGGUCUGUUUGUGAUCCAGGGUGUGAAGACGUGCGGUGACGGCGCCGGCUACUGCAUGCUGGGCGCCAACUGUUCGGCCGACUCCGACUUCAGCGCCGACCCGUCGGGCCACUGCGUCGGCCUGCGCACCGCCUUCUCGCCGCCGGCCGACUUCUCGUGCUGUCAGUUCGAGGCGGCGCGCCGGCGCACGGCCACGCCGCGGCCCACGCCCACCACCACCGAGGGCACCACCUUCGACGACGGCUUGGUCGACUCCAUCGUCAACUUCGGCAACGACGUGCCCGAGCGGCCGAGCGACGACAGCAGCCAGAUCGUCGACAUCGUGGCCAUCAUCACCGACAGCACGGGUAUCGUGGACAUCGUGACUCGGCCGUACACGGGCCCCUGGCCGCCGGUGGACAGUGACGACGCCGAGGGCGUCACGCUGCCGUUCGCCAAGCCCGGCGAGACGUUCGAGCCCGGCUCGCUGGUCGGUCUGGGCCAGAACGUCAACCUGGGCACGACGCCGGCGGACACGUUCCAGGCGGGCGACCUGCCGCCAGAGGAGGAGCUGCAGGCGGCGGCCGGGGUGACGGCGGCGCCCGGCGCAGAGCCCAUCCUCACCACGGCGGCCACCACGCCGGCCACGCCGGCCGGCAGCACGCCGAGCACGGCCGAGAGCACGGCCGCCGAGCCGCCGCCGGCCGACGGCGACCCGCUGGGCCCGCUGUCGGCCGUGCCCGUCAUGGAUCAGAGCCAGGACUACAUUGGGGACGUGGACUACGACCAGCACCUGAUGCCGGCGCUGAUGCCCAUCCGGCCGGGCACCAAGGCCGGCGGUGUGCAGGCCAACGUGGAGGGCAGCGGCGCCGCGGAGGACGGCCCGGCGGCGGACGGAGACGCGGCGGGAGAGGUGUUCAGGGUGGGCAUUGAGAGCGAUGCUGCUGAUGACCUGCUGGAGCUGGCUCAGGACCUCACCGAGGGCUCUGGAGUGGCCAUUCUGAGGGACGAUGAGGGGGACCACCAGGAGCAGCAGUCGGCUCCGACCGAGGAUAAGGAGCAGGCUAAACAGGAGCUGGAGAAGUCUGAGCUGCAGUCGGAGUCGAAUCAGGUGUCUGUGUCGGAGUCUGUGUCGGAGUCUGUGUCGGAGUCUGUGUCGGAGUCUGGACACCAGAAGCCGGCGAGGCCAGCGCCAGUGUCCGGGGUGGUGUUCCAGAGACCACCAGUCUCCGGAGGGCCCAAGGGCUCCCACGGCAGCCUGUCGACCUCCAUAGGCCAGCCCAGCUGCGGCGUCAUGGGCUCCUCGCUGGCCACCCUGCUCGCCAGAAACCGAUUCCGCCCGCGCAUUGACGACAGUCCGGAGGGCGGCGAGGUAACCAGCGCCGUGGUCUGGUGCUGGAUGGCGGCCAUCAUGCGGAAGACGCGCGACCCGGAGAACCCGUACAGCUUCGUGUGCUCUGGCACGCUGGUGGAGCGGGACCUGGUGGUGACCACCGCCAGCUGCGCCUCUAGGCUGUUCCAGGAGCCGCUGCGUGACUUUGUCGUGCUGCUCGGAGCCUCCAAUCUGCGCGUCAACCUCGAGUUUGGCGUGCAGCACAUGGAACUGGAUGAGAUCAUCGUUCAUGAGGAUUACCAGAUCAACAGUCACGUGCACGCCAACAACAUCGGCCUUCUGAAGCUGUCCCGGCCGGCGCUGCUGGAGCGCACCGUCUGCCUGCUCUGUCUGCCGCCGGAGAAUAUGGAGCUGACCGGUCGGCAGAGCUGCGCCGUCACCGGAUACGGCCUGGCCGACUCGCGGGACGCAGCGACGACUCAGCAGCAGGCUGCGGCGCCGGAGCUGGCCGGCGUGCUCCGGCAGACCCACGUCCCGGUCAUGGGCGGAGAGCAGUGCCGCGCCAGUGGCGCCAUGCAGCGGCUGGCCAGCGCACUACCGGGCCUGGACGAGCGCAGCUUCCUCUGCGCCGGGGGACGACGGUUCGCGGACGCCUGUCACAUCUCCCGGGACGGCAGCAGUCCUCUGGCGUGCAUGGCGGCGGAGAACGGCCGCUACUACCUGUACGGCCACAUCGCCCGGGACGCCGAGUGCGGCGACACGUCCCAGCCGCACGUCUACACCAACGUGGCCAGUCUGUUCGGCUGGAUCAGGGACAACUACGGACGCCUGGCCAGGAAGGCGGCCGCGCCGGCCCGGUGAAGGACGCGCGGGGCCGAGAGGGGUCGGGGCGAGCGGGGUAGGACUGGUGAACAUGGUCCGUUUACCGCAUAGACGCGUCACCUUUCGCCCAUACAUAGAACAAGACUCAAUGAUAUUUUUAGAGGCAUUUUUCUAUGCAAUUUUACGUUUGCUUCUUGUGUGACUUUGAAGGUUUCACAUCCCUGUGCCGUCCUGUUAUGAUCUGAGCAGAAAACGAUUAGUGUGCCGCCCAUGUCUGUCUGCGUAAGGAUAUAACAGGUUAUAAUAAGCAGCCUGUCGUCGAUAGUUACGGUGAAAGUUUCAAAUUUGAGCUGUUUUGUACGAAGUGGAUACUUCCAGGCACCCGGGGACAUAGCAGCGCAGUUAAUGGCGAAUCGUUAUCCCCCUCUAUUGAUUUUGUGUUCCGUGGGCUUCCAUUGCAGCUGGCAGGCAGACGACGCAGUGCUGUCGUUUAUUUUUGAGCCACCCGACGGUGGCGGUAUCCGGAGGGCAUUGGGUCCGUAAGCGCCCGUAUAUCUGCCAAAGAUAUAUCAUCGAUUUGUGGAGCGCGCCGCCAGUGUUGACUGUAUGUCUGUGCUAGAAAUAGAUGUUGACUAUAUUA